AUGAGUUCCAAGCCAAAAUCCAUAGGGAUCAUCGGAGCUCCUUUCUCAAAGGGCCAGCCACGAGGAGGGGUGGAAGAAGGCCCUACAGUAUUGAGGAAGGCUGGUCUGCUUGAGAAACUUAAAGAACUAGAGUGUGAUGUGAAAGAUUAUGGGGCCCUGACCUUUGCUGAUGUCCCUAAUGACAGUCCCUUUCAAAUGGUGAAGAAUCCAAGGUCUGUGGGAAAAGCAAGUGAACAGCUGGCUGAUGUGGUGGCAGAAAUCAAGAGGAACGGAAGGACCAGCCUUGUACUGGGCGGAGACCACAGUCUGGCAAUUGGCAGCAUCUCUGGCCAUGCCAGGGUCCACCCAGAUCUCUGUGUCAUUUGGGUGGAUGCUCACACCGACAUCAACACUCCACUGACAACCACAACUGGGAACUUACAUGGACAACCUGUAUCUUUCCUCCUGAAGGAACUAAAGGGAAAGAUGCCCGAUGUCCCAGGAUUCUCCUGGGUGACUCCCUGCCUAUCUGCCAAAGAUAUUGUGUAUAUCGGCCUGAGAGACGUGGACCCUGGGGAACACUACAUUUUGAAAAUUCUGGGAAUUAAAUACUUUUCAAUGACUGAAGUGGAUAAACUGGGAAUUGGCAAGGUGAUGGAAGAAGCAUUCAGCUAUCUACUAGGAAGAAAGAAAAGGCCAAUUCAUUUGAGCUUUGAUGUGGAUGGACUGGACCCGUCUUUCACACCAGCUACUGGCACACCAGUCCAGGGAGGUCUGUCUUACAGAGAAGGUCUCUACAUCACAGAAGAAAUUUACAAAACAGGGCUACUGUCAGGAUUAGAUAUAAUGGAAGUGAAUCCAUCUCUGGGGAAGACACCAGAAGAAGUAACUCGGACAGUGAACACAGCAGUAGCAUUAACCUUGGCUUGUUUUGGAGUUGCUCGGGAGGGUAACCAUAAGCCUACUGAUUACCUUAACCUGCCUAAGUAAACACGGAAACGUCAUAUAAAAAUCUCACAGUUAAUGACAUA
Messenger RNA from Eubalaena glacialis (North Atlantic right whale), 1010 nucleotides. RefSeq names its product arginase 1 (gene ARG1). The transcript is spliced from 8 exons. Gene Ontology annotation, molecular function: arginase activity; manganese ion binding. The coding region runs from base 1 to 969 and encodes 322 amino acids. NCBI's taxonomy places the organism in Eukaryota, Metazoa, Chordata, Mammalia, Artiodactyla, Balaenidae. The record is from RefSeq and is a predicted model, not a curated record. Gene Ontology annotation, cellular component: cytoplasm; nucleus; cytosol.